AUGUCGGACGAUAUUCUCAAGUCUAUUCCCCUUCCUACGCUCGAUCGCCCCUUCGGCAUCGAGCUAUGGCCUAUCUUCGACAAGGCCUAUUCCGCAGUCCUUGGCUAUUCGCCGAUGGACUUCAAGUUUGAAUCCGGCAAGACACCCAUGUCAACAUUGCCAGAGACUGUGGUCGCCUUGAUCUCGUACUAUGUUAUUAUUUUUGGCGGAAGAGAAUUGAUGAAGCACCGCCAGCCAUUCACGCUCAACGGCGCUUUCAUGGUCCAUAACCUCUAUCUCACCAUCAUCAGCGGUUGUCUGUUGGUGCUGUUCGUUGAACAGCUGCUCCCUACUCUUGUGCGGGGUGGUGUCUUCCACGCCAUUUGCAGCUACGAUGGAGGUUGGACGCAAGAAUUGGUUGUACUCUACUAUUUGAACUACCUCACCAAAUAUCUCGAACUCAUUGACACGUUGUUUUUGGUCCUCAAGAAGAAGCCUCUGACCUUCCUCCACACCUAUCACCACGGUGCAACUGCGCUUCUCUGCUACACUCAGCUUAUUGGGCAUACUGCGGUGUCAUGGGUCCCUAUUACGCUGAACUUGAUGGUGCACGUGGUCAUGUACUGGUACUAUUUCCAAUCAGCUCGCGGUAUCAGAAUCUGGUGGAAAAAGUACAUCACCAUCAUGCAAAUCAUCCAAUUCGUCAUUGAUCUUGGUUUUGUUUACUUCGCGUCGUACACCUACUUCGCCAACUCCUACUUCUCCUGGCUGCCGAAUGCAGGCACCUGCGCAGGCGAGGAAUUUGCAGCUAUCGCCGGCCUUGUCAUUCUGAGCUCUUACUUGUUGCUCUUCAUCUCAUUCUACUUCGCAACCUACCGAAAGCAAGCCAUUCAAGGACGACCGAGAAGGAACACUGGCAGAGAAGCUUUGAUCGCUAUGAGGGAUCUUCCCCUUCCUGACCCACACAAGGUUCCAUCGGCGCUUGGAGAUGAGAAGAAGAGCAAUGGUGCCAUCACCACCGGCCGAUCGAAUGGUCCAACCACCCGAUCGCGAAAGGCUUAG
Messenger RNA from Fonsecaea monophora, 1041 nucleotides. RefSeq lists its product as hypothetical. Gene Ontology annotation, cellular component: endoplasmic reticulum membrane. Gene Ontology annotation, biological process: fatty acid elongation, saturated fatty acid; sphingolipid biosynthetic process; fatty acid elongation, polyunsaturated fatty acid. The transcript has 3 exons. The coding region runs from base 1 to 1041 and encodes 346 amino acids. Lineage: Eukaryota; Fungi; Ascomycota; Eurotiomycetes; Chaetothyriales; Herpotrichiellaceae. The record is from RefSeq and is a predicted model, not a curated record. Gene Ontology annotation, molecular function: fatty acid elongase activity.